UGUUGUAGUCUUAAUAGUUGUAGUAGCUGUAAUGUACUGUAGGGUAGUAAUAGUUGUGGUAGUUGUAGUCUUAAUAGUAGUAGUAGCUGUAAUGUACUGUAGGGUAGUAAUAGUUGUGGUAGUUGUAGUCUUAAUAGUAGUAGUAGCUGUAAUGUACUGUAGGGUAGUAAUAGUUGUGGUAGUUGUAGUCUUAAUAGUAGUAGUAGCUGUAAUGUACUGUAGGGUAGUAAUAGUUGUGGUAGUUGUAGUCUUAAUAGUGGUAGUAGCUGUAAUGUACUGUAGGGUAGUAAUAGUUGAGGUAGUUGUAGUCUUAAUAGUAGUAGUAGCUGUAAUGUACUGUAGGGUAGUAAUAGUUGUGGUAGUUGUAGUCUUAAUAGUAGUAGUAGCUGUAAUGUACUGUAGGGUAGUAAUAGUUGUGGUAGUUGUAGUCUUAAUAGUAGUAGUAGCUGUAAUGUACUGUAGGGUAGUAAUAGUUGUGGUAGUUGUAGUCUUAAUAGUGGUAGUAGCUGUAAUGUACUGUAGGGUAGUAAUAGUUGAGGUAGUUGUAGUCUUAAUAGUAGUAGUAGCUGUAAUGUACUGUAGGGUAGUAAUAGUUGUGGUAGUUGUAGUCUUAAUAGUAGUAGUAGCUGUAAUGUACUGUAGGGUAGUAAUAGUUGUGGUAGUUGUAGUCUUAAUAGUAGUAGUAGCUGUAAUGUACUGUAGGGUAGUAAUAGUUGUGGUAGUUGUAGUCUUAAUAGUGGUAGUAGCUAUAAUGUACUGUAGGGUAGUAAUAGUUGAGGUAGUUGUAGUCUUAAUAGUAGUAGUAGCUGUAAUGCACUGUAGGGUAGUAAUAGUUGAGGUAGUUGUAGUCUUAAUAGUAGUAGUAGCUGUAAUGUACUGUAGGGUAGUAAUAGUUGUGGUAGUUGUAGUCUUAAUAGUAGUAGUAGCUGUAAUGUACUGUAGGGUAGUAAUAGUUGUGGUAGCUGUAGUCUUAAUAGUAGUAGUAGCUGUAAUGUACUGUAGGGUAGUAAUAGUUGAGGUAGUUGUAGUCUUAAUAGUAGUAGUAGCUGUAAUGUACUGUAGGGUAGUAAUAGUUGUGGUAGCUGUAGUCUUAAUAGUAGUAGUAGCUGUAAUGUACUGUAGGGUAGUAAUAGUUGAGGUAGCUGUAGUCUUAAUAGUAGUAGUAGCUGUAAUGUACUGUAGGGUAGUAAUAGUUGUGGUAGCUGUAGUCUUAAUAGUAGUAGUAGCUGUAAUGUACUGUAGGGUAGUAAUAGUUGUGGUAGCUGUAGUCUUAAUAGUAGUAGUAGCUGUAAUGUACUGUAGGGUAGUAAUAGUUGAGGUAGUUGUAGUCUUAAUAGUAGUAGUAGCUGUAAUGUACUGUAGGGUAGUAAUAGUUGAGGUAGUUGUAGUCUUAAUAGUAGUAGUAGCUGUAAUGUACUGUAGGGUAGUAAUAGUUGAGGUAGUUGUAGUCUUAAUAGUAGUAGUAGCUGUAAUGUACUGUAGGGUAGUAAUAGUUGAGGUAGUUGUAGUCUUAAUAGUAGUAGUAGCUGUAAUGUACUGUAGGGUAGUAAUAGUUGAGGUAGUUGUAGUCUUAAUAGUAGUAGUAGCUGUAAUGUACUGUAGGGUAGUAAUAGUUGAGGUAGUUGUAGACUCACUAGUGGUAGUAGUUAAGCAAUUCCAUGGUAAAGCAAUUAUGCUGAGACUAGAGGUCGACCGAUUAUGAUUUUUCAACGCCGAUACCGAUUAAUGGAGGACCAAAAAAGCCAAU
This is a messenger RNA of Oncorhynchus keta (chum salmon), 1747 nucleotides long. RefSeq lists its product as uncharacterized. The record is from RefSeq and is a predicted model, not a curated record. The coding region runs from base 32 to 1702 and encodes 556 amino acids. The transcript has 2 exons. NCBI's taxonomy places the organism in Eukaryota, Metazoa, Chordata, Actinopteri, Salmoniformes, Salmonidae.